Messenger RNA from Macrobrachium nipponense, 3431 nucleotides. Its product is annotated as oocyte zinc finger protein XlCOF6-like. The coding region runs from base 1254 to 3431 and encodes 725 amino acids. NCBI's taxonomy places the organism in Eukaryota, Metazoa, Arthropoda, Malacostraca, Decapoda, Palaemonidae. The record is from RefSeq and is a predicted model, not a curated record. Gene Ontology annotation, biological process: regulation of transcription by RNA polymerase II. Gene Ontology annotation, molecular function: RNA polymerase II cis-regulatory region sequence-specific DNA binding; DNA-binding transcription factor activity, RNA polymerase II-specific. The transcript is spliced from 5 exons.
UCCCAGAGGAAAAGACACUGACUGUCGUCUGUCACUGACAUCGAGUUUGACAAACCGCAGACCACAAGGUAACGCUCACGUCAGACGUCUGCUGUAAAAGUUAAGUUAUACCUAUAAAAAUAUAGUCUCGACGCCCAACCAAUCUUCGAGUAUUUAUCCGCUGCCCUAUUUAUCAUCAAUUACUGUCAAUAUUAUUGUGAUUGAAGAUUCUAACUAUGUGGGGGGGCCGCCGUCUGGUACACAUCCCCAGCGAAUCGACAAUUAAGAGGAAAAUCUUUCCAAAAUCAGUCUUCCCACAGGCUAUUGCCUCUCAGACGGACGUCAGCCAGGUAACCUCAACCUCCCCACUGUGACAUCACUCAUGGCAGUAACUAUCCAGUAGGUAGUCUCACCAUUCACCCCUUGACAGGAAGAGAAUGCUGCUGAUCCCCAAGAUUACGAGGCCAGCACGUUACCAUCUGUUUGAUAUUUCAUAGUUCCAUAAUAGCUAUUAUGAACUUAACAGAGGAAUCCUUGUUUGCUAGUAUCCCAAAGAGAAGAAAAUGACAUCAGAUGCCUGAUGUAAAGAUAUGGAAGUUGGAAAUUGUUUUUAUAGUUUUAUCAGUUUUUCCAUUCUGAAAAAACACAUGAGCUAUAUAUUAUUAAAAUUAUCAUAUGAUAAAUUACUGUGAUAAAUGAUCUGACAUUUUCUGUGACAGAAUAUUGCAAUUGUUGUAACAAGAUGUUUUAGUUUAAAAGUACCUUUAUAAGUUUCUGAAAAGGUUUACCUUGUCUUGUAAUUUAUAGUACGCAUAUUAGUUUUUUCAUCUGUAUUGUAACUUGUAUAUAAAUUCAUUACUUUUUUGUGUAAAGACAGUAUUUUCAGUAAGUAUAAUUGGGGUGAGGAAAUAUGAAUGAAGUGGACUGAAAAUGUGCUAGACUAGAUUUUGAACAUGCCAAAGAAUAUUGAUGUAGUUUGCUGAUGUAAGAAUUCUAGACUUAGGUGCUGAAAGGUGAGUGAAAUUGGCUUCCUCUUGAAUCACUUAUUAUAUGAAUGUUUGGCCUAAUAUUGACCUCUUUUCAACAUUUCUUUUGGAUUAUGCUGAAAUAUUUGUGAGCAGAAAAGCUUGGUAGGGUGCAGCACUGUACAUUUAUUAGGCAUUGAAAAUGGCAGCUGUUUUUCAAUUUAUAGUAUAUUGAUUUUUUUAUCUGUAUUGUAACUUGUAUAUAAAUUCAUUACUUUUUUGUGUAAAGACAUUUAUUAGGCUGUGAAAAUGGCAGCUGGAAACUCAUUAUCGUUGCCUUUAAUCAAACAAGAAAAGGGAAAUUUGGAGGAUGAGUUUACUGAAGUCACAGUGGACGGCCCCUUUUUUAUAGAAUCUGGCAUAGAAGUUAAGGAGGAGACAGAAUUCAUUGACUGUAGUGAAUUUGAUGUGCAACAGUCGUUUGAGUCUGUAAAGAGAGAAGAGGAAUUCCAGGCUUUUGAUGAAGACUAUGGAGAGACUGUUGAUGAAGCUUACCAAAAAGACAGCAAUAAUGUGGACAUUUUUUCUGAGGAAACUGAUGUGGAAGAGAAGCGGAUAGCUCGCAUGAAAGCUAAAUAUGGUGAGAAAUUGUACACUUGCUCUGAAUGUCAGAAAAGUUUUUGUAGCCCAAGUCUUCUGAAGAGGCACAUCAGAGUACAUUCUGGAGAGAAACCAUUUAUGUGCACAGAAUGCCCAAGAACCUUUUCUUAUCUAUCUAGUCUAACAGCCCACUUCAGAACACAUACUGGAGAGAAACCAUUCACUUGCCCUUUAUGUCAGAAAGGUUUAUCCUGCUCCACUGGUCUCAAAAAGCACUUGAGAACUCAUACCAGAGAGAGGCUCACUUGCUCUGAAUGUCCAAUGAGUUUUCUCCACAAGAAAAGUCUGUGGAUACACAUGAGAAGUCAUACUGAAGGAAAAACUUACACUUGCUCUGAGUGUCCAAGUAGUUUUGCUCAUCUGGAUCAAUUUUCAAGACACAUGAGAUCUCAUACUAGAGGGAAGCCAUUUAUUUGUCCACUGUGCCAGAAGAGCUUUGCCAUCUCAAGUCGUCUCAAAAUCCACAUGAGAACUCAUACUGGAGAGAGACCUUUCACUUGUCCUAAAUGCCACAAAGGCUUUGCAAUCGCAAGUAAUCUCAAACUUCACAUGGGAGUUCACAGUGGGGAGAAACCUUACACUUGCAGUGAAUGUCAGAGAAGUUAUUCACAUUCCAGUACACUCAGGAAACACAUGGCAACUCAUACAGGAGAGAAGUCAUUUACAGAAGAGAAACCAAUUGUCUGCACUGAAUGUCAUGCCAGUUUUUCUCGUGCAGAUAGUCUGAAAAGGCACUUGAAAACUCACACUGGAGAGAAGCCUUACACUUGUCAUGAUUGCCAAAGUAGUUUCGCACAACUGAGUUCCCUCAAAAACCAUAUGAGAAUUCAUACAGGGGAAAGGCCAUUCUCGUGCACAGAAUGUCCAUGUAGUUUUUCUCACGUGACCCACCUUAAAAGGCAUAAGCGGAUUCACACAGGUGAGAAGCCUUAUGCCUGCACUGAAUGUCCAAGUAGUUUUUCUCUCUCUGGUCAUCUCAAAGCACACAUGAGGUGUCAUACAAAAGGGAAGACAUAUACUUGCAAUGAAUGUCAAAGAAGUUUUGAUCGUUUAGAUAAUCUUACAAUACACAUGAAGAGUGCUUUGAAAAUGGCAGCUGGAAACUCAUUAUCGUUGCCUUUAAUCAAACAAGAAAAGGGAAAUUUGGAGGAUGAAUUUAUUGAAGUCACAGUGGACGGCCCCUUUUUUAUAGAAUCUGACAUAGAAGUUAAGAAGGAGACAGAAUUCAUUGACUGUAGUGAAUUUGAUGUGCAACAGUCGUUUGAGUCUGUAAAGAGAGAAGAGGAAUUCCAGGCUUUUGAUGAAGACUAUGGAGAGACUGUUGAUGAAGCUUACAAAGAAGGCAGCAAUAAUGUGGACAUUUUUUCUGAGGAAACUGAUGUGGAAGAGAAGCGGAUAGCUCGCAUGAAAGCUAAAUACGGUGAGAAAUCGCACACUUGCUCUGAAUGUCAGAAAAGUUUCUGUCGCCCAAGUCUUCUGAAGAGGCACAUCAGAGUACAUUCUGGAGAGAAACCAUUUAUGUGCACAGAAUGCCCAAGAACCUUUUCUCAGCCAUCUGGUCUAACAGCCCACUUCAGAACACAUACUGGAGAGAAACCAUUCACUUGCCCUUUAUGUCAGAAAGGUUUAUCCUGCUCCACUGGUCUCAAAAAGCACUUGAGAACUCAUACCAGAGAGAGGCUCACUUGCUCUGAAUGUCCAAUGAGUUUUCUCCACAAGAAAAGUCUGUGGAUACACAUGAGAAGUCAUACUGAAGGAAAAACUUACACUUGCUCUGAGUGUCCAAGUAGUUUUUGCUCAUCUGGAUCAAUUUUCAAGACCACAUGA